AUGUCCAAAACAAACAAAGAGACUGUUGGUUCAUGGAGAAAGUUAUGCAUCAUCAACAAACGAUUAGAUGGGAAAAUAGCAAUUGUGACAGGAUGUAACACUGGAAUCGGUUUGUACACAGCUAGUGAAUUAGCUCGUCGUGGUGCAACUGUCAUUAUGGCAUGUAGGAGUAUCGAUCGAGUUUAUCGAGCUAAAACACAUCUAUUGGAAAUGUAUGGUAGUAAUAAUCCGGAAAGUGAAGAAAUUGAUGUUGCGUGUAAUCAAGUGAAGUCUUCGUUAAAGACGAUUGAGCCAGAUCAGUUGAUGAUUGAACAACUUGAUCUAGCUUCGUUACAAUCAAUCAGAGAUUUUGUAGAUCGAAUCAACAGUCAGUACACCAAAAUCGAUUUUCUCAUCAACAAUGCUGGACUGAUACUACAAAAAUAUACAACAACUGGGGAUGGUUUUGAAAUGAUUAUGGGAGUGAAUCAUUUCGGACCGUUUCUUCUGACAGAAUUAUUGAUACCAUUGUUGAAGAAUGCUGCACCAUCACGAAUCAUAAAUGUUUCCUCCAUGGUUCAUGAAGAUGGUCGUAUUGUCAAACCGGAUUUACAAUACACUAAGAAGACUUAUCAGGCAAUUUAUGCUUAUAGAGCUUCGAAAUUGGCAAAUGUAAUACAUGCAAUAGAAUUGAGUGAACGUUUGAAAGGAAGUGGAGUGGUUGCUGUCAGUCUACAUCCUGGAGUUGUGAAAACUGAAGUGAUGAGGGAUCUGACAGAUUUCCCGAUGAGCAUGGUAAUGCGAUUGGCUAGGAAAGCAUUUACUACACCAUGGAAAGGUGCACAAACUACACUAUACACCGUACUCACUGAUAAUUUAAUCCCUGGAGGAUAUUAUUCUAAUUGUACAUUGAAACAACCUUCAAAAUCAGUUCGAAAUGUGGAGGAAAGAAAAUGGUUAUGGAAUAGAACAUGUGAAUUAUUGAACAUACAACGUGAUCACUAA
Messenger RNA from Schistosoma turkestanicum, 984 nucleotides. NCBI's taxonomy places the organism in Eukaryota, Metazoa, Platyhelminthes, Trematoda, Strigeidida, Schistosomatidae. The record is from the annotation of a GenBank genome assembly.